Humulus lupulus (European hop) is the source of this 917-nucleotide messenger RNA. RefSeq lists its product as uncharacterized. Bases 53 to 580 code for a protein of 175 amino acids. The record is from RefSeq and is a predicted model, not a curated record. The transcript is spliced from 2 exons. NCBI's taxonomy places the organism in Eukaryota, Viridiplantae, Streptophyta, Magnoliopsida, Rosales, Cannabaceae. Gene Ontology annotation, molecular function: electron transfer activity.
UCUCCUAUCCCUCUUGUGGUCAAAUUAUUUCAUAUCUCACAUAUAUAAAACAAUGGUGGCAAAGUCUCUUAUUUUUGGGGUGCUAUUAUCAUCGAUGUUGGCUGGGUGCAUGGCCAACAGGAAUUGGGGUUUUGGGUUUAACUACACGGAUUGGCUUCAAAGGCAUCGUAGCUGGUACGGUCAACACCACCCAAACCAAACUCAACAAGUUCCCAGCAAGAUUAUCGUGGGUGGCUCGGAGCACUGGCGCUUCAACUUUAGCUACAUCGAUUGGGCUUUCAAGCAUGGGCCAUUUCACCUAAAUGACAUCCUUGUUUUCAAGUACAAUCCCCUGAAAGGCAAGGACUCGCAUCCGCACAGUGUGUACCAGCUUCCGGACUUGAGGAGCUUCGUGAAGUGUGAUCUGAGCAAAGGGAAGAAGCUGGCGAAUGCGACGCGAGGCGCUGGAGAAGGGUUCGAGGUGGUGCUGGACAAGUGGCAGCCCUACUACUUUACAUGUGGCGAGAGCAAUGGUUUCCAUUGUGACAUUGGACGUAUGAAGUUCUUUGUCAUACCAAUGCUUCGUCCCUGGCGUAUGUAAUCAUAUAGACCAUUAUUAAUACUGCGCGCGUACGUGUGUACCUACAAAUUAUUUGCUCAGUCCCCUAGCUCUUUUCUUUUGUUAAAUUUACUACAUGUCGUUGUUCAAUUGGUUUUUGUAAACUAGUUCACUUAUAUCAUGUCAAUAUAUUUUGGUAUAUAUUGAUAUCUACUUGGACUAUUAUUUAGUCUAAUAAUUAUCCCUAAUGUAGUUCAUUUGUGUUGUCAAAAUAUUUUUGUCACGACCCGAGCCAUAGGCUGUGGCAGAUUUGUAAUAUCUAUAACUUGGGUGGUCAAAGGUCAAAUUUUGACCAUUGUUGGAAAAUAGACUUUAUAAA